GUCCGAUUUUUAGUGGAGCAGGGCGCAGAUUUGCAUGCGAGAGAUAGUUGGAACAAGACUGCGCUACAUCUAGCAGCUGAGCUAGGUCAUUAUGACAUUUGUGACUACCUUAUUCGGAGUGGUGCUGAUGUCAAUGCCACGAACAAGAACAAUCAAACUGCUCUCCACUAUGCAGCUCGUGAGGGACAUCCAAGGUAA
Molecule: messenger RNA, 198 nt
Organism: Guillardia theta CCMP2712
Lineage: Eukaryota; Cryptophyceae; Pyrenomonadales; Geminigeraceae
Exons: 2
Cellular component (GO): cytoplasm; nucleus
Molecular function (GO): protein binding
Source: RefSeq, a predicted model, not a curated record